Messenger RNA from Manduca sexta (tobacco hornworm), 918 nucleotides. RefSeq lists its product as uncharacterized. Gene Ontology annotation, molecular function: peptidase inhibitor activity. The record is from RefSeq and is a predicted model, not a curated record. Bases 48 to 590 code for a protein of 180 amino acids. The transcript has 4 exons. Lineage: Eukaryota; Metazoa; Arthropoda; Insecta; Lepidoptera; Sphingidae.
AUCCGGCUAAUUGGCAUGCGAACUCGCUGGCACCGGUCGACGCAGUCAUGUCCGCCAUUUUGCUGUCCAUCGCUGCGCUUGUAGCGGCCGUCAGAGGGUACGGCGAAGAUCCUCGCGUGUCGCGCAUUCGUGGCGCGCCGUUGCCGGGCACGCUCAGCUCGGUGGGCGGCGAGGGCGAGGAAGCACCCCCUAUCUACCGGCCAGGCUCGCAGGCGUACGUGGUAUCUCAAUUCGUGAAGCCGAAGCCCCCCCACCAGUAUUGGGAAGAGGAGACGGCGCUCACCCUGGUGCCGGAGAACAAGAACUGCCUGCUGUGCGAGGCGCAGGACUCCGGCGCGUGCCGGGCGAUGCCCUCGUGCGUGUACUGCGAGCCGACUGUCACCGCGCUGUGCGAGAGAAGCACGCCGUGUCUGCGAUGUACUGUGAUCAAGAAUCCGUUCUUCAAGUGCAUUCCAGGCGAGAAGUAUAUGGAUGAGUGCGACUCCUGCCGCUGCACGGACGGCCACGGCGGCUGGUGCACCAACCAGUUCUGCGAGUUCCGAUCACUGCACCUCUAUGCUAUGAAACUCUCAGACGGAGAGUUCUACUGACUUUACACUUACUGUUCAUUUUGUUUUUAUUUACCACUUCACAUUACUAUAAUCAGUUAAAGGUACUCUAGUGGUGUAUAUAGGCUGCUCUAAAGAUUUACAAACCAAUGACUCUUCAUUUAUAUUUAUAAAAUUUAAUGCCUAUUUCCUUUCUUUACACUGUACACAUAACGCUAUAACAUCGAUGACUAUAAAUGAAAACGACUUAACCGAUUUUAUUAAAGUUUGUAAGUUUUCUAAUACUUCGUAAAAGGUUCCUACAGAGAGAAAAAUUAAGAUAUCUUAUUUAGAAAAUUUAAAAUUUCAGAAAAUAAAACGAAUAUUUUGA